Hyalella azteca is the source of this 541-nucleotide messenger RNA. RefSeq lists its product as uncharacterized. The coding region runs from base 65 to 541 and encodes 158 amino acids. The record is from RefSeq and is a predicted model, not a curated record. The transcript is spliced from 3 exons. NCBI's taxonomy places the organism in Eukaryota, Metazoa, Arthropoda, Malacostraca, Amphipoda, Hyalellidae.
CUCAUCUGGCGGUGGUCGUUUGCCACGCUCUGGAGUAACAGUUUGUGCUCACAGACCAUCCAACAUGAAGGCGAUGCUGUUGGUGGUAUUGGCCACAUUGUUGGUCGAAACUACGGCCAUAAGCAACAUGACUCGUCAAAUCAACUCGCGGUUGGGUCCUUCACUUCAGUCCUACAAGAUUUUGUUCAUUCCCGCGUCCGUAUUCAAGAGCCACUAUGCCAUCCUCCAGCCUUUGAUAUCAACCUUGGCGGAGAGAGGGCACGAGGUCUCCGUUCUGAGUCACGUCUACCUCAGUCAACGUCAUCCUAACGUCUCGUACUACGACUAUGAAUAUGAUUUGGACGAUUUUUUCAACAUGGAUCAUUUCAGAAAUACUUACGAAACUGCAAAAUGCGUCCGAGACAUCGCUAAUUUCACCAGACACUUUGCUACGAAGAUCUACGAUGACCCGGUCGUGAAAAAUAUCAUUGCCAAAAGGAACGAGUUCGACCUAGUCAUCUCUGACCAGUUUGCUUUUUUGGUAAAUUUCGAAUUAGUUUGA